This is a messenger RNA of Plasmodium coatneyi, 753 nucleotides long. RefSeq lists its product as uncharacterized. The record is from RefSeq and is a predicted model, not a curated record. Bases 1 to 753 code for a protein of 250 amino acids. Lineage: Eukaryota; Apicomplexa; Aconoidasida; Haemosporida; Plasmodiidae. The transcript has 2 exons.
AUGGUACAUGAAGAGGACGAUGAAACCAAAUUAUAUUCAGAAUUAGUGUAUGAUAUACUAAACAAUGGACACGAACAUGAGAACUAUGAGGAUCUAGCAAAGUCAUUAGGAACCAAGUUGACUGAAUCUUCUACUGUUAACGCAUGGUCAACAACACUUGUAAAUGCCUGGGACCUUGUAUCAAAAAUAAAAAAAAAUGAUUCGUCUGAUGACAUAAUUUGUUCUUGGUUCUACUAUUGGUUAGGAAAUAAAGUACAUAAAGGCACAUAUAGUGGGAAAUUUUCGGAUGUUAUGAAUAAUGUAUACAGUGCACUGAAUGAAGUUCUUCCGGGAGGGUACUGUAGAAUUACAGAAACUAAUGUCAACAAAGAAAAUUUCGAGGAAAAAAUGAGAAUGUUCGAAUACAGACAAGACUAUGAACCAAAGAAGGAACAAUUACAGAUUUAUCAUAAGUUCUGCGACAGCGGAUACCGUGAUGAGGCAAAAUCUACUCAAACCUUUUCUAACGUGAAUCUCCAAUGUAAGAAUGAUGCUAAUAGUAAAUAUUGUACAAAAUUUGAGAAGACAUAUGAAGAUUACUGUAAAAAGGAGGCAUCUUCCGGAUUAGUAUGUACACCACCACCUACAGCAGCAGCAAGUGCAACCACCAUUGUCUCUUCUAUAUUGGGUGUAGUAGGAUUACCAACAAUCGCUUUCUUUUUGUACAAAGUAAUUAUAGCUGCAGAUGAAAGAACAAAUAAUAAAAUUCAUUAA